UGCAGCCCUGGUCCCGCCUCUCGUUCAAAUCUCAGAGUGUGUCUUCAUUAUCAACUGCAGGGCAAGAUACUUGUAGUUAAGCAGAGAUAAAAAAAAAAAGAAGAGGUUUGUGGGAAGACAGACAGAGAGAGAGAGAGAGAGAGAAUCAUAAGUAAAGGUAAGGGGACAGAGAUUGUGGAAAAGAAGAGAAGAGAAAAGAUCAGUGGUGGAAAAGGUAGAUGAGAUAUGAGAGCAAAGUAGUGGCUUGGGGAUCAAAGAGGCAUAGAUAUAAAAACGUGCUGCAAAAAAGAAAAGAGCGGUCAGAAGAGUGGCCAGCUUCGUCCUACAACCAAGAGAAAGGAAUUCACUAAGGAUCCACAGAUAAAGAUGCAUGUCUUCUUGCUGCUUGGCUGCUUUGUCCUCACCACGACAGAGUACUUUCUUUGCUCUGCCCACAUGAUCCCAGAUGAGAUACUCUCCAACAACAAGGUUGUUGUAUCUAACGUAUCCAACACUCUGUCUCAAAGCCAACAGAUACACUCACCUCCUGUCGUUAUUGUUGAGUUGCCCAAAACAGCGAGGAAGAGCAGAAAAGGAAAGAAACAAAAAAAGAAAAAAUAUGGUGCAAAGCUCCCUCCUCCUCCUCCUACUGCUCCUGCUAACUGCACUCCCUUGUGGGGAAGCUGCAAAUCUCCGAGCAAUGUAUGCUGUGACAUCUGUGCCUUCUGCCAGUGUCGCCUCUUCAGAACUGUGUGUUUCUGUCGAAUGGGCAACCCACACUGCUGAGCGGCCGUCUGCAGCCUGACCCGACAAAACUUCAUGCUGGCUUCAAAAUUGCUUCUUGGUUUGGUUCUCGGUUUUUAAUGCUGCCCUAAAUCUACUGCAUGAAAGCACUUUAUCAAAUAGGACUGCACCAUAGUGAAGUGCCUUAAAUCUUCCAGGGUAUAAUGCUUGUACUGUAGCACUGCCAUGAAACCUUUUUUUAAAUUCAUGUUUUUAAGCUUUUAACGUGCAUACACAGAAUAAUACUGUAUGCUCAAGCUAUUUUCUAUUGCUUUAUUUUUUUAUAUAUCAUUAUAUAUCAUUUCAAUGAGUAGCCAAUAUUUUAAUAAAGUUCUGUACCGUGUUUUCAUA
Solea senegalensis (Senegalese sole) is the source of this 1113-nucleotide messenger RNA. RefSeq names its product agouti signaling protein 1 (gene asip1). Gene Ontology annotation, biological process: positive regulation of melanin biosynthetic process; melanosome organization; hormone-mediated signaling pathway. Bases 367 to 765 code for a protein of 132 amino acids. The transcript has 4 exons. The record is from RefSeq and is a predicted model, not a curated record. Gene Ontology annotation, molecular function: melanocortin receptor binding; neuropeptide hormone activity. Gene Ontology annotation, cellular component: extracellular region. NCBI's taxonomy places the organism in Eukaryota, Metazoa, Chordata, Actinopteri, Pleuronectiformes, Soleidae.